AUGGUACGAUCAGUUGUUUUAACUGGUUCCACAGGUUAUCUUGGUAUUCAUUUAUUCUCUAAUUUGAUACGUCAGGAAAAUAUUGAUCAAAUAAUAUGUGUUACCAGACAUAACGAUCAUGAUGCAUUUUGGCGAACUAUUCAAUCACAAGCAAAUGCAUUCAAAAUUUCUCUUGAUAUUCCAGAAGUAAAAUCAAAAGUCGAAGUUGUUACUAUUGAUCUUGUCAAUAAUCAUGAUUCAAUCAAACCAAUUCUCGAUAAAUAUAAACAAACUGUUAAAUCAGUUCAUCAUCUGGCAUGUGAUACGGCAUAUGGUCAACCAAUAGAAUAUUUUCGACCGUGGAUUAAUUGUACGAAAGCAUUAAUACGAUAUUGUAUGGAUCCUGAGUAUCCUAAACAUCUUUAUGCUGUUGGAAGUUAUGGACAACGUUUAAUGAACGAUCUGCCGCUUGAUUGUGAAGAAGAUUUCUGUUGGAUUAAUGGUUAUUUGCAAGAUAAAAGAUGGUUAUAUAAUUAUNUUUCGAAUUGUUUUUCAUUUAUGACUGCUAGUUUAAAAACGAAAUCUCAGUAUAAUUUAUGUACAGCGUCGACAUUAGUAAAUGGAAAAGUUUUAGUUCCUGGAGGAUCCAGUGCUGGAGCUUUGUCUAAUGCUCAAUUGUAUGAUGCAUCAACAGGAGUAUGGACGACUACUGGUAGUCUAAAUACUCCUCGAUAUCUACAUACGGCAUCGUUAUUAUCAAAUGGAAAAGUAUUGCUUGUUGGUGGUUGGUAUUAUAGCUUUUUGGCUAAUGCUGAAUUGUAUGAUCCAUCAACGGGAGGAUGGGCGAUGAUUAGUAGUAUGAAUACUGCUCGAUACCAGCAUACAGCGUCUGUGUUAGCAAAUGGAAGAGUAUUAGUUGCUGGAGGGUAUAAUGGUGGUGCUGUUCUUACCAGUACUGAGCUGUAUGAUCCAUCAACAGGAGUAUGGACAAUCAUUAGUAGUUUGAAUACUGGUCGAUAUCAACAUACGGCAACUAUUUUGACAAAUGGAAAAGUAUUAGCUGUUGGGGGAUAUAAUGGCGGUGUUUUGAUCAAUGCUGAGCUGUAUGAUCCAUCCACAGGAUCGUGGACAAACACUGGUAGUCUCAAUACUGGUCGUUUUAGUCAUACAGCGACCAUCUUAACAAAUGGAAAAGUUUUAGUUGCUGGAGGAAAUAAUGGAGGUUUUAUUUUGACCAGUGCUGAGCUGUAUGACCCAUCUACAGGAUUGUGGACAAACACUGGUAGUCUAAAUAUUGGUCGAUAUUCCCACACGGCUACGAUCUUAGCAACUGGAAAAGUAUUGGUGUCUGGAGGAAUUAACGGUGCUACAUUGACUACUGCUGAGCUGUAUGACCCAUCAACAGGAUUGUGGACAAGCACUGCCAGUCUGAAUGCUGCCCGAUAUCUCCACACAGCAUCUCUCUUAGCAAAUGGAAAAGUAUUAGUCGCCGGAGGAUAUAAUGGUGCCGUUUUGAAUACUGCUGAACUGUAUCAACCUUAA
Adineta ricciae is the source of this 1521-nucleotide messenger RNA. NCBI's taxonomy places the organism in Eukaryota, Metazoa, Rotifera, Eurotatoria, Adinetida, Adinetidae. The record is from the annotation of a GenBank genome assembly.